UCUCCUCCUGCAUUGGAACAAGACGCGUGCCAAUGGUGCCGUCACAAUGGCAAUAGAGGCCAAGUCGGGAGCAGCCAGUUCCGGAUGGCUCACUCUUAACACUCUCUCCCCUUGCCCCUUGUCCCCUACCUACGCCAGCCUGCUCCUGCAUUGGAGCAAGGCGCGUGCCAACGGCGCACUCACAAUGGCGGUAGAGGCCAAGUCAGGAGCAGCAAGGUCGGGAUGGGCGCGUGCCAACGGCGCACUCACAAUGGUGGUAGAGGCCAAGUCAGGAGCAGCAAGGUCGGGAUGGGUGUCUCUUAACCUCUCUUUCCCCUGCCCCCACUUCCCCCCUACCCCAAUCUGCUCCUGCCAUUGGAACAAGGCGCGUGCCAACGGCGCACUCACAAUGGUGGUAGAGGCCAAGUCAGGAGCAGCAAGCCUACUCCUGCAUUGGAACAAGGCGCGUGCCAACGGCGCACUCACAAUGGCGGUAGAGGCCAAGUCGGGAGCAGCCAAGUCUGGUUGGAUUUCUCUCGCAUGGACCGCCAACAACAAGAUGGCUCCUGCCGAUGCUGUUUUCGGGAAUCUAGCGGGCGGCAAAGUGGCGCGUACUACAUCAACGGGUACACUUACCCUCAUGUGGGCCUAUUCCCCCCUGCCCACUGCUCCCACCACUCCCCACCACUCCCCACAUUUCAUCCCCCUUUGUCCUCAUCCCCUCAGCCACUCCCCACCUCUCUCCACCACUCAUCUGCUUCGUCCCCACUCUCUCGAGUUCGCGCGCAAGCAUUCCACGGGGUCUGUAUCGCGCUUCCUGGCGUUCAACACAAUCAGACUCCUGUGGGCCUACUCCACCCUCCCAUUCACCGGUCCCAACCGCUCCCCACCUUUGUCCACCUCCCUCCACUUGCUCAGGUUCUCUCUCAAGCAUUCCACGGGGUCUGUAUCGCGCUUCUUGACGUACAACAGAAACAGACUCCUGUGGUGUGGGCAUACUCCCCUUCCACCGCACUCAACCAAUCCCCACCUCUCUCUUCCACCUGUCAUCUCCGUCUAUUCCCACUCCUCCCUCAGGUUCUCUCGCAAGCAUUCCACGGGGUUUGUAUCGCGCUUCCUGGCGUACAACAAGAACAGACUCCUUGGAAGGAUCACUGUGGAUUUCUCCUGCAAGACUGCUGCUACUGGUGGGGGCAAAGGAGGGGGUGAAGGAGAUGCGGAAGACAAUGAUGACCGUGACUGA
Messenger RNA from Closterium sp. NIES-65, 1222 nucleotides. The record is from the annotation of a GenBank genome assembly. NCBI's taxonomy places the organism in Eukaryota, Viridiplantae, Streptophyta, Zygnematophyceae, Desmidiales, Closteriaceae.